Molecule: messenger RNA, 7066 nt
Organism: Myotis daubentonii (Daubenton's bat)
Lineage: Eukaryota; Metazoa; Chordata; Mammalia; Chiroptera; Vespertilionidae
Gene: MARVELD3
Product: MARVEL domain containing 3
Biological process (GO): myelination
Cellular component (GO): membrane
Molecular function (GO): structural constituent of myelin sheath
Source: RefSeq, a predicted model, not a curated record
CCCGCCCCGCCCCGGGCUCGGCCACCUGCCGGGGAAGCUGGUGCUGAUUGUUGCCCUCGGGUCGCUCCGGGGCGGGACGUGGCGUCCGGCCAUGGAAGGCACGUCAGGGACUCGCGAGCCCCGGACGCGGCCGAGAGACCCGGACAGGCACCCGCGCCAGGACCGAGACCGGCACCCCGAGCGACAGCAGGACCGGCACCCGGAGCGACCGCGGGACCGAGCGGAGGACCGGCGCAGGGAGAAAAGGGGUGGCGAGCGGAGGGACGGGGAGCGGGACCGGGGACGGGACCGAGACCCCCACCAGGACAGACGCAGGGUCGGGGACUAUCGCGCUGGGGAGCAAAGAGUUUUGGAAAAACCCCGCCAAAGCCGGACGCGGGACGGACACCGGAGGCCCACCUGGGACGCAGCCCCGCCUCCCUGGCCCGCGCCUUGGGAAACCCCGGAGUCACCGCCCUACAGGAAGGAGGGCACCGGGCGCCGCGGACCGGAAAGUUACAGUGAACCCCCUUCGGGGCUAUAUCUGCCCUCGAACCCCAGGCCUGGACGGGAGGACGUGGAAUACUACCAGUCAGAGGCGGAAGGACUCCUGGAAUGCCACAAAUGCAGAUACUUGUGCACUGGCAGAGGUGUGGUGCAGAUAGUGGAGGUGAUACUGAAUGGGAUGGUUCUCAUGUGUAUCGUGGCUUCCUACUUUGUCCUGGCUGGAUUCAGCGCCAGCUUUGCCAGUGGUGGCGGCUUCGGGAACAACUAUUACUCACCGUUUGAGGGCACGGAGCUGGAGCAGGUCCGGCAGCUGGACCAGCAGUACACAGUCCUCCGGGCGCCCCUCAUCUACGGCGGCGUGGCGGUGUCCCUGGGGCUGGGUGUCCUCACCAUGGGUGUGUUACUCCAAGGAGCCAAGAGUCUCACCAAACUGCCAAGGAAGUGGCUCGUCCUGGAGGCCGCCUUCAGCCUCCUGGCCGCAGUGGGCUACUGCGCGGGCAUCGGCGUUUUCCUCCACGUAGCCCUGCGGAUCAAUGCCACAGACACUUGCAAAAGAAGAGAGAGGCUCUAUGCCCGCAAAGGCCUCACCUGGAUGAACUGCCAGCUGGCAGGCACUGAUGGGGCAGCAGCCACCUUUGCUUGUCUCCUGGUGAUAAUGUACGGAGUCAGCGUGGUGCUGGCCCUCCGGAGCUACCGAGAACAGAAGCUCUACAGAGACAGCCAAGAGCAGCACAGAAACUACAGUGAGGGACCGGAGUACCUGUGGUCCGGAACACUCUGAGGUCAUCUUCUCAGAACCUAAAUGUCAGCCCGCCUCCCUGGUUCCUCUCAGAAAGAGGAGUCCUUUAAAAUCGCACAGUUGACAGCUGGUGUUUUCACAUACAGGAUUUUAUAAAUGCUCGCUUUGGUACCGAUGCAAAGCUAGAUGGCCAUCUCAUUUUUCUGUCAGGGAGCUUUUCAAGCUCAAAGCUUGGAAAAAAAAUCUCCCCCACCUUUGCUACAAAGAACAUCAGAAGUUUGGAUAUGCACUUAUGGUCUGGCUCCCGCACCAAAUGGUAAGGUGAUGAUGAUGGCUAAGUAGCCAGAGAAAUCCUGAAAGUUGAGAACUACACAUCAGGGGUAGCAGGCCCGGCGUUAUAGUAGGAAUAUCUCACCCAUCUCAACUAUUGAGAUUCACCAAAAGAAACAUGCCAUACCCCCUCCUGUGUGGUCCCAGGAGAAUGCUUUUAAAGCAGUUGUGUGACUGAAUUCUAAAGAGUCAUCCGACCCUCUCCUAGAGGGAAACUGUUCUGCCCACAGGACAGUGUACCGACUGCCUGGAUCCCAAGGAGAUGGGAGGCUGGGUUUCUGACACAUCAAGAGAGAUGCUUGUAGCAUGCAUGUUCCUCCUUGAGAUUCCUGUAUUAGAGCUGAGAGAAAAUGUCUUGGGUUUUAUUGCCACCAUUCCAAGUUAGUUUCUUUUUGUUGCAAAUCAUUCAACUGGAAUUCAGUCUUCCUGAAAUAUUUUUCUGAAAUAUGGGGCUCCCAUAAGUCAUACACUUCUCGCCCGGCCGGGAUGACUUAGUGGUUGAGCAUCGACCUAUGGACCAGGAGGUCACGGCUCAAUUCCCAGUCAGGGCAUAUGCCUGGGUUGAGGGCACGAUCCCCAAGAAGGGGCGUGCAGGAGGCAGCCGAAUGAUGAUUCUCUCUCAUCAUUGAUGUUUCUAUCCCUCUCUCUGAAACCAAUUAAAACAUUUUUUAAAAAGUCAUAAACUUCUUAAACGUGUUAUUUAACUAUUUCAAAGAUCAAGUUAAUUUUACUAGACUAUAAAGCAGUGAUGGCGAACCUAUGACACGCGAACUCAUUCUUUUGGUUGAUUUUUCUUUGUUAAAUGGCAUUUAGAUAUAUAAAAUAAAUAUCAAAAAUAUAAAUCUUUGUUUUACUAUGGUUGCAAAUAUCAAAAAAUUUCUAUAUCUGACACGGCACCAGAGUUAAGUUAGGGUUUUUCAAAAUGCUGACACACCGAGCUCAAAAGGUUCGCCAUCACUGCUAGUAAGGGUUUUUUAACGACUUCAAAGAUCAAGUAGUUAAUUUUACUAGACUCUAGAGCAGCCGUAAUGAAUAAAACUAAAAAAAAAAAAAAAGACCGUACCCUUUUAUGUAAUGAUGUUUACUUUGAAUUUAUAUUAGUUCACACAAACACUCCAUCCAUGCUUUUGUUCCGGCCCUCCGGUCCAGUUUAAGAACCCAUUGUGGCCCUCGAGUCAAAAAGUUUGCCCACCCCUGCUCUAGAGGGUUAUGGGAGGCCUCUUCAUUGCUGCUUUCCCUGACAGUGUCUACAGAGUAGAUCUUCAAAGGUAGAUUAUAACCUCUCAUGACCCUGAACUGUUUUCAUAGUACAACAGAUCAUGAACACUGAAUCUUAAAAAUAAAGUUCUUUCAAUAAUUUUAACCUAAAGUUUUAUAACUGUUCUUAUACUUUACAUCUCAGAUUUUCAGCUCAUGUCAGAUACAACUGCAAAUAUAUGUUAUAUAAAGUAUAGGGUGUUUUUCCCUAAUUUUCCUCUUGCUUUUCAAUCACUAUUUUUUUCAAAUAAUUUUUUAUGGUCACAUUAUAAACAAGAUCAAACUAUUAAUAAAUUCAAACCAAAUUUUUAGAAAUUUCUGGGAACAGCAAUUUUGACAUUAUUUAUACAGAAAGAAACCAGCAAACAUAAUCCUGUUUCAACAUCUACCAAAAUGACUUAGAAAAUUAAGUCAAAGCCAUGUUCCUCUAACAUGUUUUCCCGCCUGCCUGUUUGCUGACUCUCCUCCCUAUAACAUAGUGCCUUUCCUCGCUCCUCUCAAAUUCUCUCAAUAGCUAAUUCUUACAGAAACUAUCCCAGCAAAGGAUCAAAACAGAACCUCUUCCAGAAAUGGGAGAUUAUCUAGAUCAGCGGUUCUCAACCUGUGGGUCGCAACCCCUUUGGGGGGGUCAAACGACCCUUUCACAGGGGUCGCCUAAAUACAUCCUGCAUAUCAGAUACUUACAUUACGAUUCAUAACAGUAGCAAAAUUACAGUUAUGAAGUAGUAACAAAAAUAAUUUUAUGGUUGGGGGUCACCACAACAUGAGGAACUGUAUUAAAGGGUCGUGGCAUUAGGAAGGUUCGACCCACAGGUUGAGAACCGCUGGCCUAGAGGAAAACAAUCAACUGGAAGUCUACAUUGUGAGGUUAAAAUACAAACAUUUGUGCCACAAAGAGGUGCUUCUACUCUGUCAUCCACUCUGUCACCCUCAGCCCCAGCGUUUUCGCAGAGCAGUGAAAAGUUUAACCACAGAAAAAAUCAGCCCACCCCCCCAAAGAAUAACCGUACACUCUCUUCUCCCCCAGCACGUAUUCCCAGGUUCCCUAAACCAUGUCCCGUGUCUGAGUUGAUACAAUGAGGACUUGGGCCUGACACCAGCAUUGUGUCUAGGCCCAGCUGUAACUCUGCCCCCAAGAUUCAACUCCUCUCGAGGGAUUGGAGCCCCAUCGUUCACUGUGACCACAACACCCCACGUCUGCAGUUUCCAACCACAGCUUAUUUCCUACCACUUGGAGGCAGGUCAAGAUUUAUCAUUCACAUUUUAAAUGAGACCAAAGUUCAAGGUUAAGUGGUUUACCCGGUAGCUAACAUUUUGCUGACUGCUCAUUGUGCCAGAUGCACUAUUGAGCUAAGGUAGCAUUUUGCAUCAUCUCAUUUAAGGUCACAACUUGAGAGCUACGAUUUCCAUUUAACGAGAGAGAGAGAUAGAUAGACAGAGAGAGAGAGAGAGAGAGAGAGAGAGAGAGAGAGACGCGCUUUGGAGAGGUUAACUUGUCUAAAUUCAAACCUAAAUAGCAGAGGCAAAACUCAGGACCAAUGACUCACACACUGGAACGUGUUGUGACUAAUGUACUCGCGUGGCCUGCGGUGUACUGGGUGGGAAUUGGUAUCACAGGAAGCAGAGAACACACUCAGAAAAUUUCGCUUCUGCCACGUGGAAUAGCGAGGUGUGCGUCUGAUGGAACUGAGGUAUUGAAGUAGAUGAUGGUGAUGGUGGUUGAACCCAGUGCACUGAAGGUGCUCAAUGAAUAAAUAGUUGGUGAACCAACUUUUCAAAAUGUUUGCUCUGCUAAUGAGAAGGAAACUGAAGAAGGACUUCAACUUGGACUUCAUCUGGAGGGAGAGGUAGCUAAUCUUGCUCGAAGUCAUUGGGAGACGUCAAUGGGGGUAGAAGAGAGGAACAAUUUAGAGGCUUACCUAGAUUAUAAGUAUUUUAUGGGCCAAAACCUACCAGUUAUGUCUGAAGUUCUAAUACCAAAGCCAUUAUUACACUAUACCAAACAUGAUGGCCAGAUUACCCACUUAGCUCCUCUAUCACCAUCAGCUCUGAUUUAAGAGGAGCUGUGGAUUGUUUACAAUUGAGUUUCCUCUAGUCAGCUGAUCACCUGCAUGUAAAUAAGUACCAUGUUUCCUGUCUUUGGGAUUUUUUAAAAAAAAAUACAUAUAAGCCAAGUCAGAAUAUAAUGUUUCUUAGCAUAAAAAAAUCUUUAUUGCUAUUUCAGCUUAAAAGAUGAUCAAAAAUAUUUAUUCUGCCCUUAACUCAUAGCUUCAUAGAGUGCCAUGGAAUGUAGUUUCAUUUGUUAUCUUCCCCUAAAGCAAGAAAAAGCAGAAAAAUUCUAAUGGUGUUUUGGGUAAGAAACUAAUUCUACAUACAAGUUAGAGAAAAUUACAGUUGCAUGCUAAAAUAAAGUAUUUAUAAAAUAACACAUAUUUCAUUUUAAAACAAAGCCAUGAAAAAAGAUAUUCCAUUUUAUUUUAUUUAUUAUUGUUGUUAUUGUUAUUUUUUACAAAUAAUAGAUUUGCUGCAACAUGCUCUGGCUCAUAUUAUUGAAUUAAAAAAUUUAACACAUUUCAAAAAUAUCAAAAAUACACUAUAAUGAGUCUUAGGACUACAAUACGACGAUGAUUGCACAAAACCGUAAGAUAGGAACUCACUGUUUGGGUGACGUCCAUUGGCAACAGUGAGAGAAAACCCAUAGUGUCUGGGAGAAGUGCAUGAAAAUUAGAGUACAGGGAGCUUAUGUGUGAUUUGAAUGAUCACCAAAUGAGGGAAACAGAGCAGGAUUUACUGUAGCUGCUUUUCUCAAUCUAGGAAGUGCUUACCCAGCUAUGGGGCAAAAGUCACUACCUGGAGAGAAAGAUUAACUUGCCUCCAUGAUUGGGGAAUCUAAAAGGCCCCACCCAGAGGGAAGUAAAAAGUGACACAGGACAGUUCUGUCGUGAUGCUGCAGACAUCACUGAAUGGCUUGGAGACUGUUUAAUAAUUGGUACAUUUAUUGAUAACAGCCAAGUGCUCCCUUAUGGAGGUCUCUUCAUUAAUAAUUAUUGAGUAGAGAGAGAAGGUGAGCCUGUGGCUUCCAAGUACCUGCUUUUGCUGAAGGUCUACAUGGGAAGAAGAGCAUCACAUGAUAGUCAGUAGAUCAGCCAAACCUAACUAACUGGCUCCAUCUCCUGAAAAAUAGCACUCGCUACAAACAAUUACAAUAGCACCCAAUGAUUACCACGCUGCUCGUGUUGGCUCUUCUACACACCAGGAAGAGGAACUCACAAAUGUAUUGCACGCACACUCACACUCACAGUAGUAUAAUAAAACCUUCACUUGCAUUAGGAGUGGUAAUUCAAUGACUCUAUGGUAGCACGGUAGCUCUGAUAUACCAGCAUUCAAAUGUUCACAUAUAUUCCCGAUUCAUGUGGAUAAAAGGAAGAAUACCAUGGCUGCCAAGACGCGUGUAUUUUUCUUUCUUCCAUAGGACUGCUGAACUGCUCCCAUCAGCAGGAGUGGUGUUAUUUUCAGAAAUUCUCUUAAACUUUUCUAUUAAAUGGGAGGUACACACGGAAACCUGAGAAUCAUGCAGAGGCCAGGAUCUCUGGACUAGAGAUCAAUGGUUCUCUGCCCACCUGGGGAACACAUCCUCUGGGUAAAGUCCUAGGAAGUAGGUUACAUUCACCUGGAGACAGAUUACUGUCUUUCACCACCUGACAGUCUAAUCGGUUCACACAAUGACUGCAAACGACCUCACAGAAGAUUCUGUAUAUUUUUGGUAAUGGGCUAUGGCCUUUUUACCCUCUGUGUUAAUACAGAGCAAUUAUAGAAAAAAAUGAACUAAAGGAAGUUACAAAAAAGAAUAAAUAGUUUUGGUAUAGCCUAUAUUAAAGAUAUCCAACACAACUUAAUAUUUCCUGAAAAUAAAUCUACCACACAGAACAUCUGGAACUUCGGAAUUCUUCUGACUGAAACUAAAUGUAUUUAACUUCUGGAAAAGCCAUUUCAGAAGUGGGUUUCAUGAUGGUUCCAUUAAGGGUGGGUAACAAAGAGAAGACAAGAAGAAGGUUCACAGAUAAAGGACAAUUUUUAAGAGACUAUACUAUUAAAGUGGUAUAUUCCCAAAACAACUUUCUCUUCUAGACAACAUCACUAUUCUAUAACUCAGAGCUUCUGCUGUCUGGGUAGAAAGCUGUUUUACAUCACCCAUCACUAUUAUCUUGGGUAUUUCCUUCAUUUUCAUUUUCCCUUCACUUUAUUUUUUCAUUU